GGCCUGGGCCGGGCGUGCGGCCAUCAUGGCGGCGGCGGCGGCCGGGGCCGGGGCCGGGGCCUCGCCCAGCAUCGUGGAGUACUUCGAGGGCGAGGACUUCUACCGCUGCGGCUACUGCAAGGACGAGGCGGGCAGUCGUUCCAACGGAAUGUGGGCACAUUCGAUGACUGUUCAGGACUACCAAGAUCUCAUAGACAGAGGAUGGAGGAGAAGUGGGAAGUAUGUUUACAAGCCUGUUAUGAGUCAAACAUGUUGUCCUCAAUACACGAUAAGGUGUCGUCCUUUACAUUUCCAGCCUUCAAAGUCUCACAAGAAAGUUUUGAAGAAAAUGCUGAAAUUUCUUUCCAAAGGAGAAAUGUCCAAGGGAAACAGUGAGGAUGAACCUAUGGAUUCUCAUAUAGAGGAUGCAGUUGCCUGUGAUUUUGAAUUAAAAAGGAAAUUGGACAUCCACCAGUCUGACCUAAAAUCAUUGGAUGAUGACCGUGAAGAAGGAUUGGAGAAAGCCAAGGAGAAGAACAAAGAAAAAUGUUUGAGAGAAGAGGAACGUGACAAAUUGAUUCAGGCCUGUGUAGAGAAAGAGAAGCUGGGCUCCGGGGAACCGUCAAGUUCGAUUAAAGUUUUUCACGCGUCACCUAAACCAGGCAAAGGGGCAGAUUUGAGUAAGCCCCCGUGCCGGAAAGCCAAGGAUAUUCGGAAAGAAAGGAAACAGCAAAAGCUCAUUCUUCAGAACCAGACAGACAAACUUAUAUGUUCUCAAAUUCAAGAUGAACCACAGCCUUUGCUUUUGCCAAAGGCAGAAGCAAGUAAAUCCAAAACCAUUGAAGAUUUCAUUUUCAAUUCUUUACCCGAGGAUGCAGCACACCAGUUAGAGGUGAGGAUGGUGAGAUCAUCCCCACCAAGUUCCCAGUUCAAAGCCACAUUUCAGGAGUCUUACCAGGUCUAUAAACGUUACCAGAUGGUUAUUCACAAGGAUCCACCUGAAAAACCGACUCUAAAUCAGGUGAGGUUAGUACCGGUCUCCUUCGAGGAUCCAGAAUUCAAGUCCUCCUUCAACCAAUCAUUAUCUUUAUAUGCCAAGUAUCAAAUGGCCAUACACAAGGACACGGCUGCUGAAUGUGGGGAGACUGAGUUCACAAGAUUCCUUUGUAAUUCACCUUUGGAGGCCGAGACCCCCUCCAAUGGUCCCGAUUGUGGCUAUGGGUCUUUUCACCAACAGUAUUGGAUGGAUGGGAAGAUAAUUGCCGUGGGCGUAAUCGAUAUUCUCCCAUACUGCGUAUCAUCUGUGUACCUUUAUUACGAUCCAGACUUCUCAUUUCUGUCUUUGGGUGUCUACUCGGCACUAAGGGAGAUUGCUUUCACUAGGCAGCUGCGUGAAAAAGCACCUCAACUCUGCCAUUAUUACAUGGGUUUCUACAUUCAUUCAUGUCCCAAGAUGAGAUAUAAGGGUCAAUACAGACCUUCGGACUUGUUGUGUCCAGAGACGUAUGUCUGGGUGCCCAUCGAGCAGUGUCUGCCUGUACUUGAGAACUCCAAAUACUGCCGCUUCAAUCCGGACCCCAAAGCAGUUGAUGAAGGUCGCCUAAAGGAACUUGAUCGCUUACGAGUGCUUCACAAGAGAACGAUUAUGCCUUAUAACGUGUACAAGAGACGCCAGAAAGAUCCAAACAGUGAAGCCACUGUCCAGCAAUAUGCAAGUUUGGUGGGACAGGUGUGUUCGGAAAGGAUGUUACUUUUUAGAAGCUGAAGAAAAUGUUUUGAAGGUUAACAGUCAGUUAGGUACUAUAUCAUGCACUUCUAUUGGAUAAUCAAUAACCUGGUUCUAUUUUGAUAGAUAUAUAGGUAAAGAAGAUAGCUAAAAAUUAGAAACUUAUUAUAAAAAUAUUCUAAAAUGCUAAAGAGAAAAACCUGUGUGAAACCUAUAACAAGUUUAUGCAAAGACUUUGAGAAUGUGCCAAGACCUCAUCUCCAACUUCAGAUUUUUGUAAGCAAGAAAUACGGGGUUUCAUUUCAAAUGAUGCUUUUCUGGUUUGUACAAGUGCUACAGUGAGUUCUGAAUCGAUUUGGGUCCCAGAAGUAUUCAUUUUAUGUAGGAAAAAUGGCAGCAGUUUGGAUGCUCCAAACCAGUUAAAAUAAUUUUAUCUAUCUAUUGAUAGAUAUAGAUAUCAGGCUUAUUGACAAUAUAGUUCACAACUGCACAUGUUCAACCGGGCUUUGGUUUAACACAGUCUUAUGAAUGCCCUCUAAAGUUUUAUUCUCAAAAUCAGUGGAGAUGUCCAGGCUGCCCCGACCACCUCCUUCCCACGUCCCCCAUCAGGGCUCCUGGCCAUGCCCGUGCUGCACCAUAUGUAGCUGGACUGUUCCCGCUGUACUGCCCUUCUCUCUCCCAGAUGUCUGAGUAACUUCAACCUUUCAGGCCUUGCUGCUUCCCCAGCACCCUCCUCUUCCUCACCGAACUUCCUUCUCCUUUCUCCUCCCCUUUAUCUUGCUCCUGACCAUCCCAUGGCCCAACCAGUGACUACCUGGAGAGAAAGCAGUCACUAAGCCAACCACAAUGCUUUUCAGUGUCCUCAAAAGAGACAGCUUUACCUUCGGAGAAGAAAUCUCCAGGCCUUUUUCUACUUGUCUAAUGAUAGUCAAUCAUCUGGGCAUAUCUCACUGAGUCCUGAAAUGUUUCCUUAGUCCAGACCUCUUGAAUGGCUGACCUUCAUUAGGUGGAUGACCAACCUCUCUCAUUCUGCUACUUGAUAAUCUCCUUUUACAGGGACAGGACUAAGUUAAUGUCCAAGACCUCCCAAGUCUUGUGAGAGCUAGGGACCCAAGUUGCUCAGAGAGUGCAAAGAAUCCUCUCCCUCCCUUCCAUCCCCUUCCAAAAAAGAGACUCAAAAAUACAAGUGCAAAAUACUUCUAUGCAUCGACAGUGUUUUUAGGGGAAAAAAGUUUAAUCAAAUUUAGUCCCCACUGUAGUCCCCACCCCGCACACACACCCACAUACCAGGAUCCUUUCUGAGCCCCAGGAAAGCCUCUUUUUUUGCAGACUUGGUUGUCAAGAGGGCUGUGUAGAUGAUCAACCAGCAGCUGGAGAAGAAAUAAAACUGGGGGAUCUGAACCAUAUCCCCAUUCCUCCCUCCCCACACAUCUCUUGCCCCUUCCCUGCUGCCCCAAACUUGACUGACAUCUGCCUGGGGCAUUGCCCAGUUAGAGAGCCAGGCUUCAACAUGAGCACCUUUUGUACCCUCUAUUUGAGGAAAACCUGUCAAGGCUCCAAUCUGAAACACAGUUCAUCUGAGCGUUUUUUUUUCCACUCUAUUGAGCCGUUUUAAAAGCCACAGACUUCUAAAAAGACCGAUCAAUUGGCAACACAGAUUUGCAAUCUGUAUAGGUUCAUAAAUAAAGCAACUCAAGACAGUAGAGUGAAAAGGACACUUGAGCGUAUAAAUUUAAAAUAUGCAUCAGGCUCUGGGGUCCCGUUUAUCAUCAAUUUAUCAUCAAUCUUCUUUAACCGCUUACUUUACUCACCGCUCUGUCCUAACUGCAUUGGAUAAUGAAUUGUGUUUUCCAAAAGCAGAAUUUUUCUUUUGUCACCAUUAAAUUUGCUUUAAGAAGAGAGUAAAUGGAAGUAAAAAAAAAACCAGACUCCUUUGUUACAAAGCAAAUCCUUUUGUUAAGAAAGUUCACCAUGUUAAGGGAGAUCAAGAGAACCAUUAUGGUACUUCUUAAUAAUUGGAAAACAGAGUCCGCAACCAUCACCUGACUGUCCCUUCUAAUUAGAAACACAGCUCCCGAAGAACUGCAAGGUAUCUUUCAACAAUUUUACCUUCAAUUAAAUUACUUCAGUUGUCCAAGCUUUUCAGUGUUUUAAAUAGCUAUGAGCUAUGUAUUUUUUGAUCCAGAUGGAUUAGAGAUUGAUCCUUCUGUAGUUCUUUCAUUAUAAUUGAUUGAGUUAAGGAGGUAAUAAAUUUACUUCUACAGGACUGCACACCCUGUUUUUGUUUUUAAUGCAUAUGUUUUUUAUUUGUUAUGGGUAUGAUUUCUUCCAACUGCAUAAGAUUCAUGAAUGCGUAAGAUUUCAUUUUACACUCUAAAUUGUUUUAGUGCAGUGAAAGGUGGCAGAGGAUAAAUCCUGAAUAACUAAAGCAAAAUUGGUCACUAAUGUAAAAUAAUAAAGGGACAAGGAGAGUAGCUAAUUAAAAGGUUUUAAAUAUUGGAGAACACUUUGAAAAAUUGGAAAUAAGGGUCUAUGUUCAUAUUUCCAAAGUCAUCAAUGAAUGUAAGAGGAAGGAUGUGAUUAUAUGUUAAACGUAUCUUUCUGCUUUUGUAUCUACUUGUCUGCUGGGUGAAACUAGAUGGAAAGAAAUAAACUACUUCUUGUGUGUUCUGACUGUCACCAAUCAA
Tachyglossus aculeatus (Australian echidna) is the source of this 4392-nucleotide messenger RNA. It is a transcript of the gene ATE1, whose product is annotated as arginyltransferase 1. The transcript has 13 exons. The coding region runs from base 26 to 1744 and encodes 572 amino acids. The record is from RefSeq and is a predicted model, not a curated record. Gene Ontology annotation, biological process: protein arginylation. Gene Ontology annotation, cellular component: cytoplasm. Gene Ontology annotation, molecular function: arginyl-tRNA--protein transferase activity. Lineage: Eukaryota; Metazoa; Chordata; Mammalia; Monotremata; Tachyglossidae.